GAGCCAGAUGAGAAAGGCAGGAGGCGAGCCCCUCCGGUUGCGCGUCAGCAUCCCCUCAAAUAGGAAUCCGCUGCUGUCACUUCUGCUCUAGAUACUGAGAGACGGGCGACUGUUACCCUGAAACAACUAUCUGAAGGCGAAUUUAACUUGACAUGCAGCUGUUUUUGCAUGUGAUGCCAAAGAAGAAGAGUCAAGGGAGGCUGUGAGAAGGCUGCUGCUUCGCUAAGAAUGAUAGUGAGGAUCCAGGCGUGCUGUCCCAGGAGAACUCAUCUGAAGAGCUGGCCUCGAGAGACCGGGAUGCUCCUCUAACGCACCGGGGGGCGAGUUUUCCUGAGCAGACAGUCUGUGUGGCGGAGUUUGAGCUUGAUUUGAAGUGAGUGAGUAAGCGAGAGGUAGUGGGUGUCAUGGCGGACGAUGAAACUGUAGGUCCGGACAACCCUGCCUACCAAAACUUGCUGCUCCUGGGAGCCAUUGCUGCAGCUUCUGCCUUUGUGGUCACCAUCCUUAUUGUACUCGUCUGCGUUGGCUGCCAAAGAAAAAGCAAGAGCAAGCACCCCCCAGCCGGAGAGAAAGGGACAUCUGUAAAUAUGCAGGGUUCCCUGCGACACCCAAAACUGAACUCCAUGAGCAAAUCGGACACCAGGCUGCACGAGAUCAAUCGCUUUCCCUGCAAUGGAAACUCUGUGAGCAAGAGCCGUCCAGCCAGUAUGGACCUCCUGCUCCUCCACAGUCGGCGCUCCCAGACCGACCUGAGGCCCUCCCAUGGGCGCCAGCUUCCCCAGAUACCCACCAGUCCCCAGGGAUCUGGUCAGGGGGGGGGUGGGGAAACGGGAGGAGAUGUGGGAGGUGUUGCAGGUGGAGGAGGAGUGGGAGGAGGAGGAGGAGGUGUAGUAGGAGUAGUAGGAGUAGUAGGAGUAGUAGGGGAGGCUCGAGACCACACCUACACCGAGGUGGGCAUACGCAACAACCCUACCCCCACGCACUGCCUGGACGACGGGCUGUAUGAAAGCGUAGGUGUCCGGGAAGGAGACACAGGCCCUAAGGUCCCCUCUGCCCCGCCGCCCUCCUCAAACAACACUCCGGCUACAAUCAGAGCUGCCCAAAGCCCUCCCGCUCAAGCUAACGGCGCUCGCAAUGGGAACGGGCAUGUGAAUGGUGGCAGAGGGAAUGGUAGAGGUAAUGGCGUCAUUAACGGGACGAUGGCAGGAAGAGGGAAUGGUGGGAAUGGGGUCAACAGGUCCACUUUGCCUUCUGUCAACUAUCUCGCCAUCCAAGAUCAAACUGCAGCUGAGUACGCUUCCAUACAGAAGUUCAGAAAGGUCGACAAGACAAACAGGAAGGAAAAUAACGGUGCUGACAGCCAUUCAGACCAAUCGAGUGUGAGUGAUUCACCCUCUACAGCUGCUCCUCCACUUCAUCGCAGUCAGGAGUUUCCUCGCAAAGCACUGGAGCCGUUCCACCUGCAAACCUUCCCGAAGGAGGCAGUGUUCAUAGGCAAUGGGGAGCAGUACAUCUGGAAGCCUCCAGAGGAAGAUGACAUCAUCACCUUGCACCCUCCUCCGCUCUGCGCAGAGAGUGUACAGGGGCACCCAUCCCCCCCCACUGCAAAGGAGAUUGCAGACACCUACUCCAUUGUGUGUAAAACCCAGAAGAAGAAACCUCCCAUGGAAAACAACGGAUCAAAGACCCUCCCACGCUCCUUUGGCGGAGGUUCACGAGGCCGAGGCAGAGGAGUUCAGGGCCCAGCGCGUUCCCAGGAGGAGCCUGGCUAUGAGCCGAUAGGAGACAGGUCCUGGCCCGCAUGUGCAAUGGCCGAGUCCGACCCCGCGUACGCUACAAUCGACAGCCACAGGAAAAGGGAGCAGGGGGGAACCAAUAACAGCCCAGUUGGGGGUUCUGCCACUCUGAAAAGGAAGAAGCAGACGCCGCAGCAGGCAGCACCAGCACCACCAGUGGCACCAGCUGCACCUCAGGGCUCAGGACCCACCGCCCUGCCUGCUAGAGGCGUUCCUGGUGGGGAAAACUUCUAUGAGACUAUCAGUGAUGUGAAACAAGGGGUCAACAGCUCCAGCACCACCACCAUCUUCACCUUCAAUGAUGGGAUGGAGAUGUACGUCACCGGCCUGUAGCUGGCUGACAGGCAAAAAGGGCCCAGGACCCAAUGGUACAGAGUCAUGAAAGGGACCCUCCUGUUCACCUGCCAACGUCUUGCUGUACAUACAUACAUACAUACAAGGCCCUCUAUAGACAAACAACAUGAGGAUCCAUUUUGUGAUGACAUCAGGUACAAACAGGGUCUUAAUCCAGGUUUAGACAUCCCUACAUUGGUCUGUACUUCAGAACCAGCCUAAGCCUAGUCCAGCCCAAAUAUGGACCAAAUAUGUUUUAACAAAAAAAAAAAAAAGAUUAAGAAAACUGGAAUAUACAUCUUCAGUCUACUGUGUCACUGAACAUACUCACCUGUUUGUGUAUCAUUUUCCAUAAUAUCUUUAUUUUUAUAUGAACACUGUAUUCAAAAGUAUGUGGUGCAACUCACAUCCUGAAAAGAACACACUUUAAUAUAUAUUUAAAAAAGUAAUGUAUGUGCAUGCAUUGUGCAAACAAACACCUGAAAAUAGAAAAUAGUAGCAAGGAACAUUGUAGGUAUAUUGAGAGGAAGAGGCACACUGUUACCUAUUAUCAGACAUAUACACACACAUAUGCCUCAUUUUGGAGAGACUUUUGUAAUAUACGCAGAUGGAUGGCACAGAGAUUUGCGGUGCUUAGCUCUCCCUAAGCAAACAUCUGAAACAGGUUCUCUGGUCGCUAUGGCCUGUUGCCUGGCAGACAGCAUUGUGGUGCUUUGCUCAAACACAGAAGUGAGCGAGGGCUAUGGGUUACAUUUUUUUUAAAAGAUCAAUAUCAUGCUCUAAAUGUAUUAGCAGUUAUUAAUAACAGCCCGUACGUUAACGAGAAGAAAUGUGAGUUGUGCUUAAAAAUGUUACAUCCAAAUAAUAUUACAAUUGGACAAACAUCUGUACCCAAAAGCCCACACACCCCAGCUCAGAUACAAACACACUUGGCAGAACCAUGUGGGGUAAGUUGAGGUCAGGGGCAUUUAGAAGGUUGUGAAAGAACUUCCUCAGAGCGAUAUGGGUGACUGAUUUCACAAUGGAGAAAUUAGAAUAUUUAUAAAAAUAAGGAAGCGAAAGUGUGCCCAAAAUAAUACCGGAUGUGUUAUCCUGUGCAGUUAAUAACAUUUUAUGUCCUUUGGGGGACAAUAAACUUCUUAUUUUCUGACCAUUAUAAUUCGGCACUCGGUAGCUGCGGGGGGGGGGGGGGUUUAAAUUAAUUGCUCAUUAACGUGCUGUAAAGGGCAUUUCCAAGUACAGUUCUGAUUUGCUCUAUAGUCUCAAGUCAUAGCUAGAGCUCCCCAUAGCUCACCAGACUUAAGACUGGUGGUUGAAAUAGCAGCAUAGGGCUUGGACUCCAAGGAAAAUAAAGAGCUGGGCAUGAAAACUACCAGUGAGUGUCUUUGGAAGUUUGCCCCACGCUCUCUCGCUACCCUCUCUCCAGCCUCUGCACUGAAUUCUCUUCCAUUAUAAACAAUGUCUUUUCCAUUUAGCUUUGGGGAACAUAAAAAAAAGAACAGAGAAAUAAAAACAAAAUGUUAGAAGCUUAGUGAAUGGGCAUAAAGAUAAAGAGUGAAGAGGGAUAUAAACUGCUUACAGAGCCGAAGGAUGCAUUAGAAAAAGGACACUGUGAGACAACCAAGAGCAAAGAGAAGACGGGUUUAGUAGGGUUAAAAAUGAAUUCAUAAAUGUUUCAGAAAGUAUAUAAAAAACAAAUGCACUCUGUAUUUUAAUGCACUGAUUAUUUUUUCUUAUACCUACUGACAAUACCAUUGGUUAAAUAGCUCAUGCCACUGCCAUGAAAACAGUACGUUUGUGUUGUUGGUGCAAUUUUUUCCUGCUUGAUCAAAAAAAGUGCAUGCUUUGAUAUAUGGAGAUGAAAACAAAUAUUGUGGUACUUAAUUGAUCUCUUUGUUUGUUGAUCUUUUCUGUUGUACUUUUUUGCCAUGAGAUGCAAAGCAGCAUUCCAUUGAUUUUCCCAAAAUCAGCAACCCGGAGGAGGAGGGGAGAGGAAUAGAAAGUGAGGGAGAAGCCGCUGGGAUUUUAGAGCAGACAGUUAUUUGUCCUCCGAUCUGGGGGAACAAGAGCGAGCAAUAGAGGUGAGUAGAGAGACGAAGAACAGCUAGUAUAAAACGGAUCAGGAUGUCUGAAAAUGGACACAAACCCAAAGGAUCCUCCCCUCAUGAUGUGUAUUUUCUUGCAUACAUGCACACACACACAAAAAAUCAGGCACACACUGCACAUUAAGACGUGUUUUUCCAGUUUAGGGGAUGAAGCACAUUUUGCUUCCUUGCAUUUUCUCCCUCCCCCAGCUGUGUUCAUUCUCCAAUAACCAUCACAGACCUCUCUUUUCUCUCCUUCACCUCACCCUCGCUGUGUACCAGAGGGGCCUUUGAUGUCCAGUUCUGAGGGACUCAGGGAGGGAUAUGAGGGAGGGGGGGCAGAGGCUGUGGGGUCAGGCCAAACCCAGUCUGAUAUCAACAAUGCACCAACAGCUAAAAUACUGUCUGAUAUGAGAAAUGGCCAACAGCUGAGACGCUUUACAAGCUUUGUUGAGGCUUCCCUUAGACAAUGCUGGCUUGAAAUCGCUUUCGCACCUAAUCCUUUUUCUCUGGCUGUCACAUUACCUGUCACAUUUUCUUUAUCCCAAGAGAAAGCACUGAUCUGAUAUAUAUUGUUGAACACUGGUACAGUAUACACUGUUUGAGACAGAUGUUCAUUGCACAAACAAAUACAGUAUGAUGAUGUAAAUGUGUAAAAUACUCUGUUGCUGUUCUGAUGUUGUUCUAAUGUAACAUACAGUAUACAGUAUAUUUGUUGAAAAAAAAGAUGGUUAUCACAGACACAUUGUACUUGUGGAUGCAAUAUGUUUCAAGCUUUCCAUGCAGAUACAGAUGCUGUUUGUUAAUUGUCUUCAGAUAUAAUUAUGGGCCAAAACUGCUGUGACAGCUGUAGCCAAUGUUGUAUGUACUUAAAGCACAGGGUUUAGUUGAAAAAAUAAUGAAUAUAAUAAAAUAUUGUGUGACAGUGCAGAUAUGCAAAAGAUUGUAAUGUUUUAUAUUAACCUUCAUAAAAUAUUAAAGUGAGUUUUUACUUUUCUAAUAAAGUGGCACAUUAUAACGUG
This is a messenger RNA of Eleginops maclovinus (Patagonian blennie), 5235 nucleotides long. RefSeq lists its product as uncharacterized. The transcript has 9 exons. The record is from RefSeq and is a predicted model, not a curated record. The coding region runs from base 405 to 2129 and encodes 574 amino acids. Lineage: Eukaryota; Metazoa; Chordata; Actinopteri; Perciformes; Eleginopidae. Gene Ontology annotation, biological process: intracellular signal transduction; negative regulation of T cell activation; T cell receptor signaling pathway. Gene Ontology annotation, cellular component: plasma membrane; membrane raft.